CAGGACUGCACGACGGCGAAGUGAAUGCAUCGCGGCUGACAUGUGAAAAGGCGCGACGGAGCAGCAGACCUGCCCUUUCCCUCCCGCCGUGACAGUCCGCUACGAUCCGUGACGUAUUCGCGCUGCGGCUUUGCUCUGUCUCCGCCAAACACUGCUGCGAGCUGCUUGUCGGGCGUUGCUGCUGCUGUUGCUGCUGGCUGGCCUGCCUUCCAGACGUCGUCUCUUCAUCUCGAGCACCCAGGCCACCGCGCAUUCACCCAUCCACCGCCCCGUCCACCCCCUCCCCUCCCCCCAUUCACCACCGACACGCCUGCGCUGGCGCAUCGGCUUUGUCUUGCCGCACGUGCCAUUUGUCAUUCCCAGCAGCAAACUGUGCCUGUUGCUUGCUUGCACACAUCGAAAGUUUCUCGUUGCUCGCAGCUUGCGCAGGCUGCAGGCAUCGCCCACUGCUAGCUGUUCGCCAUCAUGGACAACCUGGGUAGCGACAUGCUGCUGGACUCCGACUACGACGAGAAACACCUCACCCCUACCGACGACAUUGACAACGUCGCCAUCAUAUCACCCGACGACGCCGACAGUAUGGUCGACGAUCCCGACCCGGCCUCACUGCCGGCCGAGCCGCUUGCCGAUGACCACGAAGCGAUGUUGGCUCGUUGGAUGCCCCCGCUGCCCGAUCAAGAGACUGAAGCAGAGGCAUGGCACAGUUGGGAUAUUGUAGAUUGGGUCAAACAACCAAAGCGAGCGCAUGGGCCCACAUUUACCUGUGGCGGGCAUCCGUGGCGAGUGCUGUUCUUUCCUGCCGGCAAUUCAGCGUCAGAGAGCGUGUCGUUCUAUCUCGAGCAAGGCUUUGAGGAGGACAAUGGACAGAAGCCACCCGAGGGUUGGUAUGCAUGUGCACAGUUCAUGCUGGUGCUAUCCAACCCCAACGACCCAUCCAUCUACAUCCACCAUGAAGCCAAUCAUCGAUUCACAGCAGACGAGGGCGACUGGGGCUUCACAAGAUUUGCGGAUAAGAACCGGAUAUUUGCGCCCAAGUUCGAUGGCCGUGAACGACCGCUCGUUGAAAAUGGAUGCGCCAGGAUGACUGCCUAUGUGCGAGUGCUCAAGGAUCCCACUGGAGUGUUGUGGCACAACUUCAUCAAUUACGACAGCAAGAAGGAGACUGGAAUGGUUGGCCUCCGCAAUCAAGGAGCCACCUGCUACUUGAACUCGCUGCUGCAGUCGCUCUAUUUGACCGGAGCCUUCCGCAAGGCAGUAUACCAGAUACCAACAGAAACCCCACAGGAGCGAGAAUCCUCGAAUUCGGCAUACAUGCUGCAGCGGUUAUUCUACAGCUUACAGGCCGACCAAGUUGCCGUGUCGACUAACGAACUCACGCGAUCUUUUGGUUGGGAAAGCAGGCAGAUAUUUGAGCAGCAAGACGUCCAGGAAUUGUCCCGCAUUCUCAUGGAGAAACUGGAAGCACGCAUGAAGGGCACUGAGGCUGAGAACGCACUCGAGCAAAUGUUUGUGGGUAAGAUGAAGACCUACCUCCGGUGCAUCAACGUCGAGUACGAGUCCAGCCGAAUCGAGGACUUCUGGGAUUUGCAACUGAAUGUAUCCGGCUGCAAAGGCUUGCAUGAUAGUUUCAAGGACUACAUUCAGGUUGAGACUUUAGAGGGCGACAACAAGUAUGCUGCUGAAGGCUUUGGACUUCAAGACGCAAAGAAAGGCGUCAUAUUUGAGAGCUUCCCCAAUGUCCUUCACUUGCAGCUGAAACGCUUCGAGUACGACUUCCAACGAGAUGCCAUGAUGAAAGUUAACGACCGAUACGAAUUCCCGGAAGUCUUCGAUGCAUCACCGUACCUGGAUGAGGCGGCAGACAAGUCAGAGCCAUACGUAUAUCACCUUCAUGGCGUCCUCGUCCACUCUGGUGAUCUCAAUGCUGGCCACUAUUACGCUUUCCUCAAGCCAGAGAAGAACGGGCAGUUCUUCCGAUUCGACGAUGAUCGAGUCACUCGUGCAACCAAGCGCGAAGCCAUUGAUGAUAACUUUGGUGGUGACUACCAAAGCGUGAACGGUGUGCAGAAAGGACAGAACCCGUACACUCGACAGUGGUCCACGAAGCGAUCCAACAACGCAUACAUGUUGGUCUACAUCCGCGAGAGCCGUCUUGAUCAGAUACUCCUACCCGAAGACCAAGUCAGCCCCCCGGAGCAUCUCCCGAUCAAAUUGAAGGAGGAACGCUUACAGGCCGAGCGCCGCCGCAAGGAAAAAGAAGAAGCCCAUCUCUACAUGAACGUGUUCGUUGCAACUGUUGAAAACUUCAAACUGCACGACGGCCAGGAUUUGAUACCCUGGACGGACGAUGCAACCAAUCCUGCCGCACCGUCUAUCCAUCGCCUUCUGAGAAGCAUGACCGUUCGAGAUUUCACCAAAUUUGUCGCUGAACAAAAAGGAGUCGAUGCCGACCUGAUCAGACCCUGGAUAAUGGUCAAUCGACAAAAUGGGACUGUACGCCCUGAUCACCCGCUAAUGUGGGCCGAUAUGACGCUACAAGAGGCCGCCGAUAAGUUCAGCACGCGAACGUCUGGCUUCAGAGUCUUCAUGGAGCAGACAGAACGAGACGAAGAUGGAAAGCCAAUCUGGCAGCUGGACGACGAGUCACUUUCCUCGCCUGGUGCCAACGGCGUCCAAUCUUCGACAAAACCUAUCAUCUUGUUCUUGAAACACUUCGAUGUGGAUAGGCAGGAGUUACACGGUGUUGGCCACAUCUACAUGAACCCGUCCGACCGAGCGCAAGAUCUGGCAGGCCCCAUCAUGGCCAUGAUGGGCUGGCAGCCUGGGGAGGUGAGUCUCGAGCUCUUUGAGGAGAUCAAGCAAAACUACAUCGAGCCUAUGAAGCCCAAGAAUACUCUGGUCGCCUCGGAGAUUCAAGAUGGCGACAUUAUCUGUUUCCAGCGGAGCCUGUCGGAGGCCGAACAGAGCGCGAUUCGCCAGACCAACCCAACUGCAUGCCUUACUGCACCCACCUUCUACGACUUCCUGUUGAACCGACUUUUCGUCAACUUCACGCCGAAGUCAUUUGUGAACCUGCAGCUGCGCAACGAGGAGGAUGCGCAAUUCCAGCUCGCACUCUCCAAGAAAGAUACGUACGAUGCACUCGCGCACAAGGUUGCCGAUUAUCUUUCCUCCAAGAAUGAAACCACGAUCGAGCCCUCACAUCUGCGAUUCACCACGACCAAUGUUCAGUCUGGUAAGCCACGUGCUGUGGUGAAGAGACAGCAGAACACCACGGUCAAUCAUAUCCUCAUGGGCAACAAUGGCUACGGCAGCUACGGCUAUACAGCGACGCAGGCUCCAGAUCAUCUCUAUUACGAAGUACUGGAAAUGAGUUUGACAGACCUGGAACAACGCAAAAACGUGCGUAUCAUCUGGCUCACUGAAGGCAUCCAGAAAGAAGAGCCAUUCGAUCUGCUGCUCCACAAACAGGCCAACUUCAGUGAUGUGUCUGGAGCCCUACAGCAACGCGCAAGUCUUCCCGACGAGAUCGUGGACCAGAUCCGCUUCUACGAAGUUCACAGUAACAAGGUGUACAAGGUUCUACCUCCUUCACAUGGUGUCAUUGCACUAAACGAGUUCAUGAGCGUGUAUGCUGAGCGAAUUCCGGAAGAGGAGUCACAGGCGGAUCCAGACAACGGUGACCGAUUGAUGUAUUGCUUUCACUUCGAGAAGGAGCCAUCCAAAGCGCAUGGAGUGCCGUUCAUAUUCCUCAUGAAGGCAGGCGAAAUUUUCAAGGAGACCAAAGAGCGAAUCUCGAAGCGAACAGGUCUGAAGGGCAAGAACCUAGAGAAGGUCAAGUUCGCUGUGAUCAAAGGCGGCCAAGUCUACAGCAGACCUGUGUGGAUCGCAGACGAUGACAUCCUCUCUGACAAGCUCGGACCUGAAGAUCAUCUGGGACUGGAGCACCCCAACCGUAAUCGCCAGAACUGGGGACGUUACGAAAGCCUCAACAUUCGAUGAAGGGAUGCAAACCACGAGAUUCAUGACUGCUUGGGGUACGGGUGUACAGCUACGAAGCGCUACAAUUCAGCGAGCGAGCGAGCGAUCGAAGGUUCAAGGUCGGAAAAGGUUUGGAGUCGUGCAGUAGACUCAUAAUUGCGACGAUAGAUGACUUGUGGGCUUCAAAGAGGGUCAUUUUCAAAUUUUGUUCUUGCGAGCGGGUCUUUAGCGCGUGCAUCGAGCCAUUCUGUGCUUUCAGUAGCUCAGAAGGCAUAGCUGGUAGGCAGACGGACAGCGCAGCGUUGCUUUGAAGCGUCGUUCACUUGGGCGCGCUUGCGUCUUCUGUCUUGCAGACUACCGGUCAAAGAAAUUCUAGAGAGCGGGUGAGAAGCAUAGGCCAGGCAUAUGCAUGUACUCUAUGCGAAGAAGUUGU
Molecule: messenger RNA, 4414 nt
Organism: Cercospora beticola
Lineage: Eukaryota; Fungi; Ascomycota; Dothideomycetes; Mycosphaerellales; Mycosphaerellaceae
Gene: UBP15
Product: ubiquitin-specific protease UBP15
Biological process (GO): protein deubiquitination; regulation of protein stability
Cellular component (GO): nucleus; cytosol
Molecular function (GO): protein binding; cysteine-type deubiquitinase activity
Source: RefSeq, a predicted model, not a curated record